Eleginops maclovinus (Patagonian blennie) is the source of this 496-nucleotide messenger RNA. RefSeq names its product LBH domain-containing protein 2-like. The transcript has 4 exons. The record is from RefSeq and is a predicted model, not a curated record. The coding region runs from base 115 to 381 and encodes 88 amino acids. NCBI's taxonomy places the organism in Eukaryota, Metazoa, Chordata, Actinopteri, Perciformes, Eleginopidae.
UGUGAGUGCAGCAGCUUCUCGCCUGAGGAAUACAACAGGACAUUAUUUAUUGUAAUUAUACAUCUUCAUCCUCGUCAUCCUCUUCAUCAGCUUCCUGUGUUCUGAUUGGCUGAGAUGACUCAGGUGUUGAACACCUGUGACUCCUUGGGCAGGGCUUCUGGAGAGGAAGUAGUGCCUCUACAGGUGGAGUGUUUUCCAAAACUGUGGAGGCGCGUGCCGUCCAUCGUGGUGCAGCCGACGGACGGUGAACAGGUGGAGAGUGGCGAGCUGCGCUGGCCUCCUGAUGAUGUCAGUAGUGAUGUCACAGAAAGCCUUGCCCAAGUGACAGGUGUACCUUUGCAGGAGGCAGGGCCCGAGGAACAGGUGAUGGGUGGAGUUUAAUCCCCUGACCGAUGUGUCUCUUCAGCCACUCAUUGAAAGGAUGAAGGAUGGACAAACUCUCUUACCCCUCAUACCAAUGGGGCGGGGCCAGGACAGACUGAGCCAAUCACAGAGG